UCGGUUGCCGUGUCCCUCCCCAGCUUCUGUCUCCGCGGCCUCGCCGGUGCCUCCUCUUCCCCGCCAGCCUCGCUCCCCAGCGGGUCCCCGUCCCGGUGGGCGGCGGCGGCGCCGCGGUGCGGCCCGUUGAUGUGAGGCGCGGCUCGGCGGCGGGGCGCGGAUGGCGACGGGGGCCGGCGCGGCGGCCGGGGGCCGCAGCUUCUCUUUCAAGGUGGUGCUGCUCGGGGAGGGCUGCGUGGGGAAAACCUCGCUGGUGCUGCGCUACUGCGAGAACAAGUUCAACGAUAAGCACAUCACCACCCUGCAGGCAUCUUUUCUUACGAAGAAGCUAAAUAUUGGUGGGAAAAGAGUAAAUCUUGCAAUAUGGGAUACAGCUGGUCAAGAAAGAUUUCAUGCAUUGGGGCCUAUCUACUACAGAGACUCUAAUGGCGCUAUUCUAGUAUAUGAUAUAACAGAUGAAGACUCUUUUCAAAAGGUAAAAAACUGGGUUAAGGAAUUAAGAAAAAUGUUGGGAAAUGAAAUCUGUUUAUGUAUAGUAGGUAACAAAAUAGACUUGGAAAAAGAGAGACAUGUUUCAGUGCAAGAAGCAGAAAUGUAUGCUGAAUCUGUUGGAGCAAAACAUUAUCAUACGUCAGCUAAACAGAACAAAGGAAUUGAAGAACUGUUUCUUGACCUUUGCAAAAGAAUGAUAGAAACUGCUCAAGUGGAAGAAAGAGCAAGAGGCAAUGGCUCCAGUCAGUCAGGAAUAGCAAGGCGAGGUGUACAGAUCAUUGAUGAUGAGCCACAAGUACAGAGCAGUGGAGGGUGCUGUUCUUCUGGAUAAUUAUAAAACUGUGCAUCACUGCCCUCUCAAUAUGAAGACUGCCAUAUUCCAAGUCACACAUUCUUUACCAAUGGAGUAAUAGAAUUAACAGUAUUUAAAAAUAAUCACAUGUAACACUGCAGAGACCUUAAGUGCUAAACUAGUGGCGUCUGUGACCAGAGAAUUGGCAUUUUCUACAGUGGUUAACAAAGCAAUUACCAAUGGCCUUUUUACAUAUUUUUCUUUAAUGAGGAAUAAUAUGCAUGUAGAAAAGACCUACUUAAAGGCUUCAUUUAUAUUCUUUUAAAUCAGAUCAUUAUUUAAUAACUUAUAUACAUUGUUGUUGGAAUGGUAUACGUUUUUGCAGCUCUUUGUAUUUUGUGGUAGAUGGAAUUGUAUCACUUCUAAAAUGCAAAUUGAUUUUUUUUAAAAUUAGCAGAUAUCUGAAUUAAUAUUUUUGCAGGGCCUCCACAAGCCUAUAACUCAACUACUUUGAUAUAUUCUGUUCAUCUGUAUGCCAAGCUGAUAAAAUACAUUGUAAAUUACAUAUUAAAUAUUUUAUCUGCUUUUACAGUUGCAGGUGCAGAAAUAUGUACAUCAGUCUUGUCAGUGAUUGUGAAGUGAACAAGUCAGUGAAAGAUGCAAGCUUUUCAUGUGCACUGUUAAAUUGCUCAUUUUAUCCCCCUACCUGAGAACAGCUUUGUUUUGGGUACAUCCAUAGCUACAGCAAUUUCUAAGUCCAUUUCUGGCAAGCAGCAGUAUUUAGAGCAUCCCCUUACUGGAAGAGAAUGCUUCUGUAAACUGCUGUUUAACACUGAGGUGUCUGACUUGCAGCUAAAACAGUUGGUGCAUGCACAUACCUUGCCUCUGCAGUUACUUUGUCCUCUCAGAAGAUCCCCAGAAAGUCAAAGCACCUUUAGCCCUCAUCUGUCUGGUAGCUAGUAAACCAGAUGCAUGGGAAACUCUUUAGCUGCUUUAAUACAUUUGUUUCCAAAGACAGCAUUAUAAACUAUUCAUGAGCAUAUUUAUUUUCCCCUGCAGGGCUUGAGUGAGCAAUUAAUUGGCAUUAACUAGAACUUCUAAUUUGGAGUGAUUAAAUUGAAGAUGUGAAAUUUGCCAGAUAUAGCUGUAACUUUGGGGAUUCUAAGCAGAAUUGAACUUAUUCCCAGCUUGCUCUUUCUCCUGUAAAAUGUUUUGAAAAAGCCCAUUUAAGUUUCAGGAGGAGGGUUUUCAGAAAAAAAAUGUGUAAACUACUAUCACGAAAGAACACAAAUGGUGGUAGCUGAAACUUCAAAAUGUUUUGUGCUCUGACUUUUUUUACUUAAGUUGUCAUGCUUGGAAAAACAGUAAAGGUGAUGUCUAUGACAAAGUAGAAUAUCCUGGGCCUUCCUUUUUCUGAAAGGUAGAUAUAGUAUUGCAUAUGAAUGCACUGAAUGGUGUGGGUAUGUUCUGAUACACAAAAAAAGUAGUAGUAAUGAGUUAGUCUGUGUAAGAGAAGUGUGCUGUCUUCAAUCUGGUUUUUAUUUUCUCUGAAAUAAUAGAUGGCUUUGAUACAGACUGA
Messenger RNA from Sturnus vulgaris (Common starling), 2363 nucleotides. RefSeq names its product RAB21, member RAS oncogene family (gene RAB21). The record is from RefSeq and is a predicted model, not a curated record. Gene Ontology annotation, molecular function: GTPase activity; GTP binding. Lineage: Eukaryota; Metazoa; Chordata; Aves; Passeriformes; Sturnidae. Gene Ontology annotation, biological process: Rab protein signal transduction.